AAUCGUUUCUUACCUCGACGUUAUCGUCGCGGUUCUCAUGGAAUGAUCGCUACCGAGGGUGAAGAGAUGAAAAUGUUGGAACAUAAUGGAAUCAGUUCUGCAUACAAGGAUUUCACACAAGCGGACCUUGUCGACCCAGCCGUUCGUGCAUUUGAGGAGCAUCGACAGGAAUUUAUUGAAUUGAUGAGAGAAAUCCGAAAAAAGAACCCGCUUAUCUCGCCCGUAGAUUUGCAAAAACAAGCUGAAUAUGAAAUGAUUACUAGAGGACCCAAAUCUCGAGCAUUCUAUCGUGUCCAAGCUACCCGACGUCUCAUUGGAGGUGGUGACAUUGUGAAGAAGAGAAUCGACAAAGAACACAAUAAAGUUAUUGAUGCGGUAAGUGACUAUGUACAUUUUCCCACUUUUCUCCCUCUCAUCAUCUUAACAGUCUUUUGUGCACCUAAAAAUUCGACAAGAUCUCAAGAAUCUUCAAACGAAGCCGACGACAGGUUUUUUGUUUGAAU
Messenger RNA from Strongylus vulgaris, 503 nucleotides. NCBI's taxonomy places the organism in Eukaryota, Metazoa, Nematoda, Chromadorea, Rhabditida, Strongylidae. The record is from the annotation of a GenBank genome assembly.